AUGAGGGAACUAGACCCCCUGAUCUCUGAAUACCGCCAUGAGAAGAAGCGUCCGCGAGAAGAUGAGGCACUCAUGAUCCUGCGCAAAGUCGCGUCCUUGGUCAAACCGAUCAUGCGACAGCGCGCGUGGAGAGUUGGAGCGCUAUGCGAGUUCUAUCCACAGCAGAGAAAUCUACUGGGGCUGAAUGUGAACUACGGCCAGAAGAUUUGCCUGAGAUUACGGUAUGCCUCUGACCAGCGACAAUUUCUCCCGAUAGAGGAUGUUGUUGAUACCAUGUUACAUGAGCUAUGCCAUAAUGUUAUUGGUCCCCAUAACCAGCAAUUUCAUGCGCUUUGGAACCAACUACGAGACGAACAUGAGGAGCUAGCCCGAAAAGGCUACACUGGAGAAGGCUUCCUAUCUCAAGGCAAGCGCUUGGGUGGACAGAGAAUGCCAGUGGACGAAGCUCGGCGCCAGGCGCGCGCCGCCGCCGAGCAACGGCGAACCCUCGCCAAAAAUUCCGGCCAAAAGCUUGGAGGCACUCGCCAUCUGCGAGGAACGGAUAUCCGCAAGCUUCGGGCUGAUGCUGCUCAGCGGCGUAUCGAGGUUACCCAGGGCUGUGCAUCGGGCACAAAUAACGACCAACUUGCGGAAGAAGCCUCCCGAAAUGGCUUUAGAACUCAGGCCGAAGAGGACGACGCGAACGAGCGGGCCAUCAUGGAAGCAUUUAUCGAGCUGAUUCAGGAAGAAGAACGGGAGAAGUAUGAAUCGUCAUAUGUCCCGCCAAGUCAAGAACAUCCAGCGGGCCCAAGGACGGAAUCAUCACCACCACCUGUCCCAUCAGACAUUCCGCCAGCUACAUCUAAAUCUGUACCCGCAUCUCCAAAUCCAACAAAGCAAUCUGUGCCAGCCGAGUCUGUUAAUCUUACCGCCGAUAAUAGCUCAUAUGAUAAGCCAUGGAUCUGCCCAACGUGCACCCUGGAAAAUCAGUCUACUUUCUUAUGCUGCGAUGCCUGCGCAGGAGAGCGACCGCCUCCAACCAACACGAAACCUACACCAGCUUCCACAUCCAGACGUGUGUCCACUCAGCGAAAGCCAUCUGACACACAGAACCCAAAGAAACGGCCCUUAUCUAUCAAUCAAAAUGAAGAAAAGGACGUCAACGCCAGAAAUGCAUUUGCUUUCAAGAAUCGCACCCGUCCAGUGGAUAACAUCAAAGCCUUGGAGAGCGGAGCCGAGAAGAAGCCUCUUGGAUGGCUGUGCGAAUCUUGUGGUAGCUUCAUGGAAAGCCAGUGGUGGACAUGCUCUUGCUGUGGAACGAUGAAGCCAUCUUCCUGA
Messenger RNA from Penicillium brevicompactum, 1317 nucleotides. RefSeq names its product metalloendopeptidase WSS1. Lineage: Eukaryota; Fungi; Ascomycota; Eurotiomycetes; Eurotiales; Aspergillaceae. The transcript has 2 exons. The record is from RefSeq and is a predicted model, not a curated record. Bases 1 to 1317 code for a protein of 438 amino acids.